GUGGUCUUGGGGUGUUCUAUGCCGGACAUCCAUGCUACGGCCGGCCGGGUGACAAGACGCUAAAGCAUGCCUGUGUCCACAAAUGUGAGAUGUUGGGGUCUCCAUGCGAUGACGACGAGAUUGCAGAAUUCUUGAAGCGCAUGUUCAACAGCUCAGGCGACUACGAGGAAGUCCACUGGUCUGUACAGGAAGCUUUGAGUGAGCUGCGCCACACGUGGGUGCGAGAGCCUUCUAUCAGCAAUGCCGACCUCAUCGUAUGCGACAGCCUGAGAACACUGUGCUGUGCAGAUGGCACGGGUGAAGCUGCGGAACAAGGGCGAGUCUUGGUGGCCUGCAAUUUCUUCGCAGCCUCGCAGUGCCUCUACCAGACCGGAGUGAGUCUUCGCGUCCGGUUGUCGAACGAGUGGCGCACUACCUGCCAUCUGGGGUGGUUUGGAAAGGUCAAGAAGCAGAUCAUUGGACAGAGGCCACGUGAAAUUGCCAGCUAUCGCGCAACGGUGCUUGUUCCCAACGAUCUGACGGUAUUUGCCUUCAUCGAAGUUUACGCCCUCCGCCACGGCAUGCUCCAUUCUUGUCUGGUGCUGGUGGCGAAGCGGAUCUUCUUGCAUUCCUGUUCUGGCAGCAAACAUCUGAGCUUCACUCCAGACCGCAUGCGGGGUGCUCAGAAAAGAGCACAUGAUCUGAUUCUGCUCGCAUCCCCUGCCAUGAAGGUUCAGCAGUUUAGCAGUAUUCCUGAGCUGAUCGAGCUCGCGGCCACUGUGGAUCUCGAUACGAUCAGCCGAGGGAUGGGCGAGCAUCUCGCGCAGCUCCGAACAACUGCUCUGAACUUCUGGACUGCAACGCUUCAGCGCCUGCAGCACGUGCAAAAGGACGACGGCAAGGUUGAGACCUUCCAGGAAAAUCUUGCUUUGGAGCGGCUGGGCCCGACAAGACCCAUGGCUGCGAUGGCUGCCGUCCUUGAUUGCUCCUCGGAUGAGCACGGGGCUUGGAACGCGUUCCGCCGGGCAUUCCAGAGCAAUGCUGCUUCUGGCUUCAUGAUCGACUGGAAGCUUCAGGCAGAUCUCAUUAGUUUGGGUGUCUCGGGCGAAGUUGUAUUCGAGAAGGCAGAGGUCCUGCAAACUGUGAUGGCAAAGGCACUUUGGGAUGCCAGUAGCGCAGAUCCGGACACGCUGGCUGCUGCGUCGGCUCUGUUUCACCAGGUGUUGAUUGGUGCGGCGCCGCUGGAUUUGGUGAGAACUGCACGUUACUGCCACUAUGGGCUGGUGGCUGCUUUGUAUGUGCUUGCUCGGCACAGCCUGGUAUCUCCCCAGGGCAGCUGGGAGAGUCAGCACUACACUGGGCUGGCAAUGCGCUUCUUGGGCGGCUCUGGAGCACUGGACUUUUUGGAGGAUUCUGCGUGGCCUUUGUCGUCACUGGACAUUGCUUGCUUGCAGAUUUCCUCGCUCUCUUGCCAAGCUGGUGAAUGUGCAAUGGGCCGCUGCCUGGAUUACACUCGCACCCGGACAGCUGUGGAAAGCUUGGUUCCCUGGACGAUCCGCCAAGACAUGCUGUUGAGGGAGCCGGUGAGAGCACCAACAACGUCACUGUCGGGCGUGUGGAAGCUGGCAGUGGUGGGUGCUCAUCCCAGCCUGUGCGCAGACAUUGCGACUGCGGUGCAUGCGGCUUUAAAUGGCCGCUCUCAGCUUGGCCAGUGUCAGAACGACCUCAUUUUUGAGAGAAUUCUGAGCCGCAUGAUGAAUUGGGCAGAGUUCGAAGAGAUGGAUUACAGCGAGGAGGUACUCCGUCACGAGCUUCAAGCAAUUGUGGAGCUGGAGGUCUUUUUGCUGCAAGCCGAUGUGCAAGUGUGCACUGGCCCCUACAUUCUGUGCUACAUGCUGCAGCAAGUCCUGAAAGCUCCCACGGUGGUGUAUGGCGGUUUGGCUCUAACAUAUUUGGCAUCUCCUGAGACGUUGGAACCGCUACUACAGUCCGCACAAGCGACCGCAUUGUCGCACUCAGGCCUUUCUGAUUCUGUUGUGCUUGUGGUGACAGACUUGAUGCGGGCAGCGCAGUUCCAUCAUGCAACUGGCAUUUGGGUUCCAGCGGUUCCUCCACUUUCUUUCUACCAAGAAGCCACUCAUUCAGGACAUGUCACCUCGCAUCCCAGAGCCGUAGCGCUGCGUCCAGAGCUCUGGCGCCGUGCCACAUUUGGCCCUGCUUUCCGUGGCCUGCUCCGGCAAAUACUCCCGGGACCGAAUGCAGUCGUUUUCCAAGCACAUUAUCUACCCCUCAGAACACUUCUCUCUCACGAUGCUGCCUUGAUGAUCCCCUGGGACAAUGACGUCAUGUCCUUCUUCGAGAUCUACCAUGCAGCCAUGCCGCUAAUUCUCCCAAGCCCAAAGCUUAUGGCAAAGUGGCUGCCAGCGGUUCGAUGGGGUUCUCUGGAAUACGACAGAAGCACAGCAAGCGGCAUUCCGAUGUGCAUGGUCGCUUUGGAGCAAGGAAAGCAAGGCCACAAGCGACAAGCUCCGUGGAUGAACCAAUCCAGCUUGGCUGCUGCUCUUGAGGAACAGGCACUGGGAUGGAUAGGGGCCACAGACUAUUAUCGCCUGCCUCAUGUACUCCACUUCGAUUCGGUGGCGUCUAUUGGGACGUUGCUGCAGCAAUCUUUGCUUCGUGAGACCAGCUGGAGAAUGAAGAUUUGGAGCCGGAGAAUCAGAGCCCAUUCUGUGGCUUUCUACCAGCACGUUUUGGUCCACCUGUUUGGGGGGCAGUCCCUUGAAAAAAGCUUGCUGCGACAGAACGGGGCUGAAGCAACAACUUGGCAUGCCUGGAGUGGCGAUUCCUGGCAUCAGCUCCCUCAAGGUGGUACCUGCCGCGAUGGUUUCAUCACACAGGAAGAUUUCCCGCAGGUGGACCCAGCAAUUUCAGCUAAUUUGAGACUUCGCAAGUGCCUCGAGCUUUGCGAUGAGACUGCUGGUUGCAAAGUUGCAGCUUUCAAUGGUCUCACCUGCAUGGUGUAUGACGAGAGCUGUGACUCCUCUGACCUGCGUGGCGAAGGCUCCUUUUGUCUGCCAGUGCAGUGCUGCCUUCCUGUUUCUGUUCGUCACAUCACUGCGUUUCGGUGUGAUGAACACCGCCCGAGCAAGCUCUACAACAAGGCUGUGCAGUCGCUCGAUCUCGGGUUUGCUGCCAUUGCUUUUGCUUUUAUCGCCGCCGGUGUGCUACAGCUUCCCGACACCGCCGCCACCGCCGCCACCGCUGCUGCUGCUGCUGCUGCUGCUGAUGCUGCUGCGGCCUCAUGA
This is a messenger RNA of Symbiodinium pilosum, 3284 nucleotides long. Lineage: Eukaryota; Dinophyceae; Suessiales; Symbiodiniaceae. The record is from the annotation of a GenBank genome assembly.